CUUUCUACUUAAUUUUUUACUGUGUAUUAUAAAGUUAGUAAUGGGAAAAUUGUUAAUGUUGACAUUUUUAUCUUUUUUCUUGUUGACAACUAAUAAGGCUUGGUCACAACAACAAGAUCCUCAAGUUCCAUGUUUAUUCAUCUUUGGGGACUCACUUGUUGACAAUGGCAACAACAAUGGGAUACUUACUCUUGCUAGGGCCAAUUACAUGCCUUAUGGUCUUGACUUCCCCCAAGGAGCCACUGGUCGUUUCACUAAUGGUCGUACUUUUGUUGACAUUUUAGCUCAACUUCUUGGCUUCCCCAAUUAUAUUCCUCCCUAUGCAAGAGUUCGUGGUCGAAAUUUGUUGAGAGGAGCAAAUUAUGCAUCAGGAGCAGCAGGAAUUAGAGAUGAAACGGGAAAUAACUUGGGUGAUCAUAUGCCAAUGAAGCAACAAGUAGGAAACUUUGGAAGAAGUGUUGAGGAGCUGAGAAGAUUAUUCAGAGGAGAUAACUCCACACUAAAUGCACAUUUGAGCAAGUGUAUUUUGUACUCAGGAUUAGGAAGCAAUGACUAUCUCAACAAUUACUUCAUGACUGAUUAUUACUCAACUCAUUCACAGUAUACCCCACAACAAUAUGCUUCUGCACUUCUUCAAGAUUAUUCCCAGCAAUUGUCGGAAUUAUACAAUUUAGGAGGUCGAAAAGUAAUUGUAACAGCAAUAGGGCAAAUAGGAUGCAUACCUUAUCAGCUAGCAAGAUAUGAUGGGAAUGGAAGCAGAUGCAAUGAAGAGAUCAACGACGCCAUUCAACUCUUUAAUUCAGGACUCAAAAGGCUUGUUAUUCGUUUCAAUAAGGUUUUGCCUGGAGCAAAGUUUGUGUUCUUGGAUUCAUUUGAAAGCAGUAAAGAUCUUGUUCUCAAUGCAAAAACUUACGGUUUUGAAGUGGUCGAUAAGGGUUGUUGUGGAGUGGGAAGGAACAAUGGACAGAUAACAUGUCUUCCUCUUCAACAGCCAUGUGAAGAUCGUUCAAAAUAUAUAUUUUGGGAUGCUUUUCAUCCUACUGAAGUAGCAAAUAUUCUGUUGGCAAAGAAAUCAUACAGCUCCAAGUCAAAGACAUUUAAUUAUCCAAUAAAUAUACAACAAUUGGUUAGGCUCUGAGGUGUACGCCCUAAUUGUAAUGCUUGUUAGAUUCAUUGCUUCUUCUUUAUUUCUUUGUUUUUCUAUUAGAAUUGUAUUUUCAUAUUGAAUUUCAAUGUGUUGAAGGUUUACUUAAACAUACCCUCUUAAAAUGUUUCUUAUGAAUCAAGUGUUACUAUAGUA
Messenger RNA from Solanum lycopersicum (tomato), 1300 nucleotides. RefSeq names its product GDSL esterase/lipase At1g33811. NCBI's taxonomy places the organism in Eukaryota, Viridiplantae, Streptophyta, Magnoliopsida, Solanales, Solanaceae. Gene Ontology annotation, molecular function: hydrolase activity, acting on ester bonds. The record is from RefSeq and is a predicted model, not a curated record.